Molecule: messenger RNA, 777 nt
Organism: Lottia gigantea (owl limpet)
Lineage: Eukaryota; Metazoa; Mollusca; Gastropoda; Lottiidae
Exons: 2
Coding region: 1-777 (258 amino acids)
Source: RefSeq, a predicted model, not a curated record
AUGACACCUGACAUCACCCUGGCCUAUUUUCCAAUGGGUCCUGGAUUUCCCGGAUUUCCCAUAAACCCCAAAGAUGCACCUGACGUCGAGUCACCGGGGCCUGAGUACAGCCAUAUGGCCCAUUUACACAGUGACGGUUUAAAUAGAAUCCAUCACAACAGCUUCUCUGGUGAUCCAUCAUCCAUGGAUUUUGCAGGUGAUCCAAUUGUAUUGGAGGGUACUAACCCAAUGCAUUUUCAACACAAUCCUAUUCCGAUGGGUGAUAUGCGUACUGACCAAAUGAAUUAUCCACAUCAUUUUAACCCCCUGGGUGACAAGACACAUUCUAUAAUAAAUCUUCCUAGAAAUCCAAUGGCAAUGGGGGGUAUGCCUAAUCAAAUGCCAAUGGGUAUACCGUCUGUACCAACUGCAGGAAUAUACCAGCAAACUGGUUUUCCGAACCAAAGGAGAAGUCUUAACAAACCGGCAUUUCUAAAGGGUAUAUUAGGUAACAGAGCAACAGGUGCCCGUUCUAACAGCAAUACAUUGACAAGGAUGUCCUCUACUCUGCAAGAUAUUGGUAAACUGAUGGGGAAGAACGACCAAUCCUGGAUGACUGCAGUACGAGGUUACUUCAGGAAGAUGCUGGCUCAGAAGAAGUUGGCGCAACAACAACAGCAAAUUACACAGCAACAAAUUCAACAGCAACGACAGAUAAGACAACAACAACUCCGACAACAUCACAUGGUUCGUUAUUCCCCUGAACCCUUUUUUCUCUUUCCAAUGUGUGCAUAUUGA